AUGAUCGUCUUUCUCUGUAUAACCUUCAAUCUUAUUCUGGUUUCAGGUAAUGUUAUUUUAAACAAUAUUUUAUCUUCGUAUUAUUAAGACAUGGUUUGAGUAAAAUUAUAUAAAUUAAAUUUUUUUUUGGACUCUUUUUCAAGACAGUGUGUUGUUGCUGUUUCUGCAGGUUCCUCUGACAAAAAAGAAGUCAUCCAGACUCCAGAGGGAAUUUUCAGCAAACUGGGACAAUCAGCCGAAUUAACAUGCAGACAUGAAAUUCAAGACUAUUAUGUUAUUCUCUGGUACAAGCAGGUGGAGAGCAAAGAGAUGCAGUUCCUGGGAUAUAUGUAUUCUGAUGGAUAUCCUGAAGACAAGAAAAAAAUGGAAAUAACUGGAAGUGCUAAGAAAAGUCAGAAUUGCACAUUAACAAUCUUAAAAGUCGACCUGAACAGCAGUGCAGUGUACUUCUGUGCUGCAAGUACACAAUGCUUCAUAUCUUGA
Xyrichtys novacula (pearly razorfish) is the source of this 483-nucleotide messenger RNA. The record is from the annotation of a GenBank genome assembly. NCBI's taxonomy places the organism in Eukaryota, Metazoa, Chordata, Actinopteri, Labriformes, Labridae.